This is a messenger RNA of Ruditapes philippinarum (Manila clam), 1094 nucleotides long. RefSeq lists its product as uncharacterized. The record is from RefSeq and is a predicted model, not a curated record. The coding region runs from base 120 to 1094 and encodes 324 amino acids. Gene Ontology annotation, molecular function: DNA binding. The transcript is spliced from 4 exons. Gene Ontology annotation, cellular component: nucleus. Lineage: Eukaryota; Metazoa; Mollusca; Bivalvia; Venerida; Veneridae.
CAUAUUAAAAUGAUGCUUAAUAUUUAGUUUCAUUAACAAUUUUUGAAAGAAAUUUUAACUCAGUAUUUUUGCUGACAUAGAAAUUGUGAUGUUUUUACCUGUAUUUAUGUUUUUCUAGUAUGGUCAGGAAGAAAUACGAUGAAGCCAGCAUAAAAAUGGCCAUUUCUGCUGUAAAGCAGAACAAGAUGAAGAUUAGAAAAGCAGCGGCGGAAUACUGCGUCCCAAAAUCAACUUUAUCUGACCGUAUUCGGGGUCGUUAUGAAACAUCAGUAAAGGGGCCGAGUCGGCAGAUUACGCCCGAGGAGGAAGCUGGUUUGGUUAAUUACCUGUUGCACAUGGCAAAUCAGGGAUUUCCACUAAAUAGGCAAAUGACCAGAGCAUAUAUUCAGACAAUUGUUAAACGUUCUGGGCGGACCACACUUUUUAAUUUAGAUAAAGGGCCUUCAAAUCAGUGGCUGAAAAAAUUCAUACAGCGGCACCCGGAAUUAUCGGAAAGAAAACCAGAAAAUUCCGACAAGGCAAGAUGUUCAAUGUCUAACAGGAAAGUAAUGGCUGAUUUCUUUGUUCUUUUGGACGACAUUCUUGGAAAAUAUGGCGUCAAAGACAAGCCGUCGCAGAUUUUUAAUUGUGACGAGACUGGAUUUUCUGGGAGAGAAACAGCCAGAUCAAAAGUUAUUGGACCGAAAAAGGGACACGUAUUUCAACGAAGAGCCACAAUGACUGAUCAUAUCACUGCGCAUUUAUGUGUUUGCGCAGAUGGCAGAUUUUUACCAACCAUGGUUAUAUACCAGGGUUCGCUUCCACACCGUAAAUAUACUGAUGGAAUACCAGAUUGCUGGGGAUAUGCAACCAGUGAAAAUGGCUACAUGGACACCCAGUUAUUUCAAAGAUGGUUUGCAGAUUUUUUCAUUCCCAACUGCUGCUGGGAGCGUCCUGUUGUCCUUUUAAUGGAUAAUUGUGACGCACAUAUCAGCGGUGAAGUAGUCAAAACAGCCAUUGCAAAUGAUGUAGUGUUGGUAGGACUUCCGGGACACACCACUCAUAUCCUACAACCUCUUGACGUAAAAAUAUGUAACGUUCAUGUAAUUUUCUGA